Messenger RNA from Labeo rohita (rohu), 2722 nucleotides. RefSeq lists its product as uncharacterized. The record is from RefSeq and is a predicted model, not a curated record. The coding region runs from base 289 to 1797 and encodes 502 amino acids. NCBI's taxonomy places the organism in Eukaryota, Metazoa, Chordata, Actinopteri, Cypriniformes, Cyprinidae. The transcript is spliced from 7 exons.
CCUGCUGUCCAUCUGUUUACAGCAAGCGACUGUUCAGUUCGUUUCUAAGAAACGGAUAAAUUUACUGGGUAUUCUUUAAACGCUAUUCACAUAUUCAUGAAAAACCGCAAUUAUCAGUUGCUGUGAAGUCUCUCUGUUAGAUUUUGUGUAUUUUUGGGGAUAAUCGUACUUGCUGCCGGUUUGGGUGCGGCCAGGGAAGGAGGAACCCAUUGGGGAUGCAGUAGAACAAAAUAAUAUCUCAAUUGAUUUUUUUUUUUUUUUUUGGAAUCUACACAGCCCUAUAAAAACAUGCAGAAGAUGUUAUUUCUAUCUCUUUUGUUAUUACUCUUCAACGACACAGCUGAGACAAUGUCAGUUAUGGAAGGAGAUUCUGUCACUUUACACACCAAUCGGACAGAAAUACUGAACGAUGACACUUUACUGUGGGUGUUUGGACCUAAAGGCUUUGUCAUAUCUCAGAUAACGAGAAAGAACGACCUGACCUCUCUUUUCAUCACCGAUGAUGUGGGAUUCAGAGACAGAUUGCAAGUAGACCAAAAAACUGGCUCUCUCACCAUCAGAAACACUAGAAUCAGACACUCGGGACAAUAUAAACUAACCAUCUCUAGAGAAAGGACUACGACUAAGAUGUUUAAUGUUGCUGUAAUUGGUGUGGUUGGUGAGACGGGUGGAGUGAAGUCAGUAUCAGUGAUGGAGGGAGAUUCUGUCACUUUACAAAAUGAUGUUACUGAAGUACAGAGAGAUGAUCUGAUAGUGUGGAGGUUUGGGGAUAAAGGCGUCCUUCUUGCUAAAAUAGAUGUGGAAACUAACGACACUGCAUUAAAUGUUGCUGAUGAGCGAUUCAGAGGCAGACUCAAGUUGGAUCAGACUGGAUCUCUGAUUAUCACAAACAUCAGAACAGAACACACUGGACUUUAUGAGCUACAGAUCAGAGGCCGUGAGAGUUCACAGCAAUUCCUGGUUUCUGUCAGUGCUGUUCCUGAUCCGGGUCUGUCUCUGGGUAUUAUAGUUGGCUUAGCUGUUGCCGUUCUGUUGUUCCUAACUACAGUUGUAGCUGGUGUUGUGAUUUACUAUCACCGCAAGAUCUCUAAACUAGAAAAUCAAGCGGCUGUGACAGUCAUGGAGACUGCAGACGGAGACUCUGUCACUCUACAGACUGAUACUAAACUACAGAAAGAUGAUAAGAUACAGUGGUGCUAUGAAGAAGACAACAAUCUCAUUGCUGAAAUCAGUGGAGUGACUGGUAAAAAAACAUAUGAUGGUUUUGAUGAGAGAUUUAGAAGCAAACUGGUGCUGGAUGACAAUACUGGAGAUCUCACCAUCAAUAACAUCAGGAGAAUUCACAGUGGGCUCUAUAAACUACAGAUCAGUGGCAAAAACAGAAAAACCGAAUGCAAGAAUUUCAUUGUUACUGUCAAAGUGAGGACAAUGCCAGUGAUGGCGGGAGAUUUUGUCACUUUACAUGCUGAGGCUGAAAUACGGAACGAUGAUCUGAUACUGUGGACGUUUGGAGCUAAAAAUUGUCUCGUUGUUAAAGCUGAUUCAGGAACGACUAGUAUUAGUGAAAAUUUCAGAGACAGACUGGAGCUGGACAAGACGACUGGAUCUCUGAUCAUCAGGAACAUCAGAAGCGCAGACUCUGGAGUUUAUAAACUACAGAUCAUCAACAGAGAACAGACCACAUUCAAGAGAUUCGAAGUGGCUUUCACUGGUCCCGCAGGACAACAAGUGAAUGAAUCCAAGGCUGUAGAGAAGUCACUGUUAAAUGAAGAAAAUGUGGAUGUAGUGAAUGAGUGAUGCAAUAAGACACACCCACCCAUGUCAAUCAUUAUGACACCAUCACCAUUUGCGCUAUAACAGCAGAUUUGAACCAGUGUGUUGAGCUUUUAAACUCACCUGUAAACACUUGUUUGGUUUUAGAUGAAUAGGAAAACAUGUUUAUGAAAGUCUUAUAAAAUUCAUUUUACAAGUGCAUACACAUCAUCCUGAGUACUUUAACAAAACACUAGUUUGACAAUGAAGAUGCAUGUUGAAAAUAACUGAAGAACUGCUAAAGAUCUACUGAUAACUGAUAAAGAACGAGCAGAUAGACACAAGCCUCGAACUGAACCAUUCACUUUAUGUCAACAUUUUGAAAAAGCAUUGUAUUGUCUGUAGAGCAUCAGCAAGUGUGUAACUUUUUAACGAUCUAUGGUGCUAUAACAGCAUUUGGAAAGCUGUGAUAUGAAACCUAGAUACAUUUUAUUAUUUUUAUUAUUAUUAUUAUUAUUAUUUUUUUUUUUUUUGGUACAUCUGAACUGAUUUCAGACAGUUAAGGUGUUGUGAAAUAGCCGAACACUGAAUAACUUGACACUCCAAGCACUAAGCUGACAAUUUCAGGAGUGUUUUUCAAUUUCAAUUAGUGUAAAGAACAUUUUAAAAAUCUAAUAAUUUUCUUUCACUAUAGUAUAAAAAAAGUCAAAUAAAAUAUAUACUGUUUAUAUACAUACUGUUGCUGUUUUGUCUUAUGUAGUGUGCUGUGUUGCCUUAUAAAAUAGUAAAAUAAUAGAAUGUAAACUAAUACUGGUACAACAUAGUGAAGAAGUCAUUUUCCAUUGGAUGUGUUUUUGUAUAAUAUCCCGUGUCAUAGUACAAUUUACAUUUAAUAUCUCCAGUGAUUUGCUCUGUGUGUGUGAGUGUAACCUGUAAUUGUAAUGAUAAUCACCAGUUAUUCCAAUUAAAU